Nematocida parisii ERTm1 is the source of this 2264-nucleotide messenger RNA. RefSeq lists its product as uncharacterized. The transcript has a single exon. Lineage: Eukaryota; Fungi; Microsporidia. The record is from RefSeq and is a predicted model, not a curated record. The coding region runs from base 1 to 2187 and encodes 728 amino acids.
AUGCCAGGAGACUCAUAUAUUAUUGAGUGCCUAAAUAACCUCUUUAUACCGCAGAUAGCAAUAAGUCGGAUGAGAAUAGUUGAAAUAGGAGACGAGUUGUUAUAUUCCGAAGUAUUAACAGAUAAAACAGGAAGAAUUAUGAUAUUUGACAUAAUAAAUAAAAACAAAGAAAAAAAGAAAGGGAUAGUAAUAAUAGAAAGAGUGGAUAGAAUACGGAGGGAGCACUAUCUGUUUAAGGUAAACACAAUUACAAACACAGUUAUAAAUAUAAACAAUGUAAUGUAUGAAAUAAGGCAUAAAAUAGCACAUCAGCCGUGCUACAAAGCGUAUUAUAAUAAGAACCAGAUAGAGUAUGCUGGGUAUAGUAUGAUAAAUCAUAUAAACACAAGUAAGCGCGGCGGGGCUGAUUUAGUAAGUAACGAUACCGUAGUAAAAGAUGAAUCACAAAAUGUAACCGAAAAAAUGCAGUACAGCGUAUAUCCAUGUGAAAUGGAUAGUAAAUCAGAAGAAAUAAUUAGUAUGAUAGUUUCAGAGACAAAAGAAAGGAAUACAUCAAUAUCCACGCGUAUAAUAAGCAAUAAUGGGACAAUUAACUAUAUACUAAGCAUCAGUGGGUAUAAAAUAGACAACGGAAUAGAGAAAAGAGUGACAGUGCUUUUUAUAACCUCAGGAAUAAGCACGGCAAUAAUCAUAAAAUACAUUAAGAUAUACAACAUAUACAGUACAUCUGGGAUAAAAGAGGCAAUUACGUCUGGCCAGCCAAGUCAGUCAAGUGUAGGCGUAAGUGCCACAGGAAAAGGGCCAUCUGAGUCUUCUCCUGUAGAAAAGCUUGCUACAUUAGAAGAUGGCAAGGAGUGCGGCUUGAAAAACAAUGAGAGGAGUUCCCGGUAUCUCAACUAUUUUCUAGAAGAUGUGCAGGUGGGUAAUAUAUCAGUACAUUCUGCAAUGUACUACGAUAUAAUAUAUCAUGUUCUUUUGGAGCACCGGAUGCUUUUUCUGUCGCAUAGUAAUGCAGAUCUGGCGAAUUAUAUACAGGCAGUUAUUAUGUCUAUUCUUCCAUAUCGGUGGAGAGGAAUUCUUCUAUCGCAUAUUAGCACGUCAUAUAAAAAGCUGAUUGAGACAACAAUUCCAUAUAUUCUUGGGAUGACGAGCAGUGCAUUUUCAGAAAGCAAGUACAUUCCAGACAAUACUGUGAUUGUUUCUCUUGAUGAAAACCGGAUAUACAUACAUAAUAAGGCAGAAGACCGAAGAAUGUUUAAGAAGCUCUACAAAAACAUGGACGGGAGGCGGUCUCUACCAUUCUACCAUAAAAUAAUCAAGAAGAUGAGCCACGCCUGGCCUGGGCUGAAGGAAGAAAUGAAUAUUUUAAUGGAAAUAAUCAGCACAGAGGUGUCUACAGCACGGGAGAAAGUAAUCCAGCAUAUGGUUCAGCAGGGUAAUAAAAGAGGGUUAAGAGACUUCAUAAACACAAAUAAUUACGCCCGAGAAAUACUUAUGCAUCUCCGCGCAAGCAAAGGAUUUUACAAAGAAUUCAUUGGAACAUCACUUUACAAUGAAGGCAUACAGAACGAGUAUCUAAGAGAAGUAAAAAGGCUAGGCCUUACUGAGGAGCAUAUAGUCACUAUUAUGUGGAUACUUAUGUGUACAGCACUAGAGGGCAUACAGCCAAAGAGAGACAUUGGUAGAAUUAUUUUUAUUAUAGAGGCGUAUGUUAAUAAAUAUGUGGGAACUGCAUACCAGGCAGCAGAUGCAUUGUUGGUAAGUUUAUUUUGCCUUCUUUCAUACUUAGACAUGUAUGAUGUGAUAAUGCACACGUGCUUUGCCCUGCAGGAGAAAGGAAUGUCAGUUACAGACGACAUGUGCAGUGCACUAAUGCCAGCUAUAUCUACGGAAGAUUUGUGUGCACUGCGGAAAAGUGGUGCAGUAUUUAUGCCAUGGAAUAAAAAAAAGAAGUUGGCCGCCCGCAAAGAGAGUAUUCAAAUUCAAAUAAGUGCUCUGAUAGUGCAGAAGUGUUACCAAGGGAUAGUUCUUAUAGUAGUAAAACACAAGAAAGAGGGCAUGCCGAUAAAUCACAGCCAGACCAUGCUAUUCCUCAUACUAUACAGAUAUCAGAGGAAGAUUUAUGGGAUAAGUUAUCAUUUACACAUGCACAUAUUCUGGAUACACUGCAAAGAUAUGUCUGUAUAAGCGAAGAGCAUAUGAAAGAAGAGGAUCGGGCAUACAUUCAAGUACUUUAUCGGGCAUUUGAUGUGUAUGAGCUGCCA